Acipenser ruthenus (sterlet) is the source of this 1660-nucleotide messenger RNA. RefSeq names its product transmembrane protein 165 (gene tmem165). Gene Ontology annotation, molecular function: manganese ion transmembrane transporter activity; calcium ion transmembrane transporter activity. The coding region runs from base 188 to 1078 and encodes 296 amino acids. Gene Ontology annotation, biological process: Golgi calcium ion transport; manganese ion transmembrane transport; calcium ion transmembrane transport. The record is from RefSeq and is a predicted model, not a curated record. The transcript has 6 exons. Gene Ontology annotation, cellular component: Golgi apparatus. NCBI's taxonomy places the organism in Eukaryota, Metazoa, Chordata, Actinopteri, Acipenseriformes, Acipenseridae.
AACAGAUUGCGGAUCGCCGUUUGGCGUAAGCAGCAUUUUCUCAAGCACAACCUGCCCGGUUAGUUUUCAGCAGACAACUGAGACGGGGUUAAACAAUAAUGUGUAUGUAGAGUAAAAUAUAGUUUUUCAUUCCUACUUUACUGUAGCACUGUUUUCUGAUUUUAGGACAUUAUUUUAAUUGUAAAAAAUGUUAUAUAAAACUGGUAGGUAUGGAGGUAAUUUCGCCUUUGCCCUGCUGGUUAUCUUUAUGUCGUCGGCCGGAGUCCGCGGUAUUCAGGAAGAACAUAUUCCAGAGCAGCCUCAACAAGAGAAGUUGCCUACCCAGCAUCUUAUAGGCCCUGCAGUUGGUGAUGAUGUUGCCAUCAAAGGGAACCUGGGGUUUAUACAUGCCUUUGUGGCUGCAAUAUCUGUUAUCAUCGUCUCUGAGCUGGGUGAUAAGACCUUCUUUAUUGCAGCUAUUAUGGCCAUGCGCUACAAUCGUUUGACUGUGCUGGCAGGAGCAAUGCUUGCACUAGGGGUGAUGACUUGUUUAUCAGUUCUGUUUGGGUAUGCCACGACUAUCAUCCCCAGAAUAUAUACCUACUAUGUGUCGACAGCAUUGUUUGCCAUAUUUGGCAUCCGAAUGCUUCGAGAGGGGUUGAAAAUGAGUCCUGACGAGGGCCAGGAAGAGCUGGAGGAAGUUCAAGCAGAGAUUAAGAAAAAAGAUGAAGAACUCCAGAGAUCCAAGUUGGUGAACGGCAGCCCAGAUCUUGAAGCUGGGACAGGAAGCAUGAUGCCACAGAAGAGCUGGCACAGUAUAAUUUCUCCAAUCUUCGUUCAGGCAUUUACACUCACGUUCCUUGCAGAAUGGGGAGACCGGUCUCAGCUAACGACGAUUGUCCUGGCAGCAAGGGAGGAUCCAUUUGGAGUAGCAGUUGGUGGAACUCUUGGGCAUUGCUUAUGUACAGGACUUGCAGUAAUUGGAGGAAGAAUGAUCGCACAGAAAAUAUCUGUCAGAACUGUUACAAUUAUAGGUGGCAUUGUGUUCUUGGCAUUUGCAUUCUCUGCACUUUUCAUCAAACCGGAUGCUGGAUUUUAAUCUUGAAGUUUCAUCCCCAAGGUCAUGGGUGAAAACAGAAGAUUUUCUCCUGCAUAUAUGUAGAAUGGUUCUACUCUAGAAACAGCAGGCUAUACAUCCUGUUAAAGGUCUGAAUGUAUAUAGCACGGUUACAGUUCCAAUGUGUUUUUGUGAGUUUGCAACCCACUCACUGAAUCAGUGUGCUAUUUUCAGCCAUCUGAAAAAAAGUAGCAAAAUAAAUUAUUAGCCACCAACACUUGAAUUCUUAAACCCUGAAUACAAUAUAACUUCCAGAUGUUUUCCAUCAAUGUAUUUUUAUUUGUUUAAAAUAUUCAAACCAGUGUAAAGAGAUUUUUUUCUUUUUUUUAAACAACUUAUAUUAUGAUUUUUUUUAAGACUAAGUAUUACACGUCAGGGAAUUUUUACAUCGCUGGGUUGAAAACUUACAAGGUACAGUAACUACAUUGUCAAUAUUUGAUAAACUGCAGCAAACUGAAAAGAAAAAAUUGACUUAUUGUAAUCUUGCAGAAAACAUCUGCUUGUACACAUGUAAAAAAUGUUUAAAAGCCAACUGCCACAAUAAAGGUGAUGUGUUUGAAUUUA